Molecule: messenger RNA, 756 nt
Organism: Pieris napi
Lineage: Eukaryota; Metazoa; Arthropoda; Insecta; Lepidoptera; Pieridae
Exons: 4
Coding region: 91-738 (215 amino acids)
Source: RefSeq, a predicted model, not a curated record
ACUCCAUCAUCAGCAUCCUUUCCGGUUAUUAGAAUGUUAAUGCAUCGUAAAUAGUUAAUUAUAAGUUCCAUUUUUAUUGCAGAUUGCUACAUGGAUGUACUCUUCAUCGUAUUACUAUGUAUCCCUCUCAGUCUUCAAGAAAUAGACUUCAACCCUUGGGAAUCCUCAUUACUGGUUUGUGAGCGUCUUAUAGCUAUCAUGAGAACAUAUUCAGAGGAAGCAAAAAGCCGUAGUGGCGAAAUGAACACAAUACGCGCCUAUUAUGACGUUACUGCGUUAUUUGAAAUGGGUUAUGUUGUGUCCGAGCUUCUUGAACGAUAUCGGAAAAUGGUGCUACAAAUAAAAGGUCCCUACGAAGAGCGCGAGAACUCUCCCGGAGUAGCAUUUGCAACGAAACGCUGCGAGUACGUGCAGAAGUUGUUCUUCGAGAUAUUUCAGUUGUGCAAUAUGGUGCACGAGAUUGAGAAGAAGUGGUCGGAAUCGUUAAUUCGCGAAAGGAAACGAAUUACAGGUGAAGACGGCGAAGGGAUAGACGGGGAAGAGAGACGUAAAAGAAUCGAGGCAGCCAUUGCAAAUUCCCGAGCGGCUCGAUUAAAGGAGAUCAGAAAGAGAAGAAAAUGGCGCAAGCAAAAGGAUAAGUUUGGUUUAAUCGCGAACAUUCAAGGGAAUAAAGACAGACGCCCAAAGAAUAAAUGGUGGCCAUUAGAUUAUGGCUGGGAGAUAGAUUAUUAUUGGUAAUUAAAAUGUAUUCAAUAA